GAAGGCCUGCGAGUCGUAUUUGACAUGGCGGAGCAAUGAUGUCGGCUGUGGUAUACGUGUGGCUAUUUCUUACCAUUUCUUCGGGUUUCGCCCGCAAACUUGGCCCACCUGAGGAUGCUAACCUGACCGCAUUUGCUGAUCAAGAACCAUCAGAGUAUAGGUGUGCAUGUCUGCCGAAAGAUGACCACCAGUGUGAUCAGUUGGGGCACUGUAUCACAUUUAAAGGUGCAGGGUGCUUUACAAGUAGAAAGCAGAGAGAGGGGGUUGUGAUUCUAUCGCAAGGAUGUGCGCGGAACGACGAGAACCAGAACAUGAACUGCCAGGGUCGGCGUCGUCAGGGCUGGGAUGUGGAGGGUGUUAUUGCUAUGGCAUGCUGUGUCGGUGACCUCUGCAACUCCCCGAUACCCACAUUCUCCUCACACGAGUUCAAGGGAAAUGAUCCAGUAGUGAACAAGGAAGAUGAAACGAGUUUCCAUUUUGAACUGUUCCUGGCGAUCGGGGUGCCCAUUGUCAUCCUCAUCGUGGCCUUGCUGGGUGUCUGGCUUUUCUUCAAACAUAUCCGAAAGCGACGCCGGGAGAUCCACGAAAACCUGCGUGUCAGACAGGAACUUCUGCACGAGGAAUAUGGAGGCAUUCGAGCAACCCAAGUCGGAGAUAGUACCCUUAAAGAGGUGUACGAUCAGUCUUGUACGUCGGGAAGUGGUUCCGGUCUGCCGUUCCUGGUCCAGCUGACAGUGGCGCGACAAGUAACUUUGGUGGAAUGCAUAGGAAAGGGAAGAUAUGGAGAAGUCUGGAGGGGGCGUUACCAUGAUGAAAAUGUAGCAGUGAAGAUAUUUCUGUCACGGGACGAAGCAAGUUGGUCCAGGGAAACGGAAAUAUAUAACACCUGCUUGUUGCGGCAUGAUAACAUCCUGGGAUAUUACGCAUCGGACAUGACCAGUCGUAACUCGUGCACACAGCUUUGGUUGAUCAUGCACUACCACGAACAUGGCUCGUUGUACGACUAUCUUCAGCGUACAAUCCUAGACCAUGAUUCCAUGCUGCUGUUGAUGCAUUCGGCAUCCGCUGGACUUGUGCACCUCCACACAGAGAUCAUCGGUAACCAGGGGAAACCUGCUAUUGCUCACCGGGACAUCAAAUCCAAAAACAUUCUCGUUAAAAGUGAUGGGACAUGUUGUAUCGGUGACCUCGGACUCGCGGUGACACAUUCACAGGAAAACAACAAGAUAGACUUAGGGCGAAAUAAUAAAGUAGGCACAAAGCGUUACAUGGCACCGGAGUUGUUGGAGGAGACGUUAAAUCCAUACUUCUUCGACUCAUUUAAAGCGGUGGAUGUGUACGCCUUCGGUUUAGUAAUGUGGGAGGUAGCUCGGCGCUGCACAAUUGGAGGUAUAACAGAAGAAUACAAACCCCCUUUUUGGGAUGUGGUCCCUUCAGAUCCAUCAUUUGAGGAUAUGAGGAAAGUGGUUGCCGUGGAUACACAGAGGCCAAUGGUACCGAACAGAUGGACAUUGGAUCCGGUUAUGUUACAGCUCUCCAGACUUAUUCAGGAGUGCUGGGCACAGAAUCCCAAGGCCCGACAUCCCUCACUUCGUGUGAAAAAAUCGCUUGCUAAUCUAAUGUACAGACCCAAAAAGAAACUUUUACAGAAGAUAGAGGACUGUAAAGAGUGCAAUAACUGCUGACAUCACUCAUGAUGUCACCAUUGUAUGUGCACUUAUAAUAUUACAUCAUCAAUUCAUGUGGUGUAUAUUCAGUGAUGUGAACAGCAGCUGCAUUGUGUGUACAUAAACAAUUACAUCAUCAGUUUGUGUGAAGCAACAACAGCCUGGCUGAUGUCAGUGCUACAUCAUGACAGAAUAAUUUCUUCAGAGAAGAUUGUCAUUUUGUUGUGGACAAGUUCAGUGGAAAUAUCAGAAAUCUUUAGCUGAUAAGAAUUUAACACGUUCUGUUGCUAGCACAUAAUGCACAAAGUACUGUUGAGAAAGGAACGUCAAGUUUGAUGACAUCGUCGUCUCGAGAUCAUCAUUUCUUGUGUUUAGAAUAGCAACAUAAUCAUGACAUCAUCAGAUUUCAUACACAAUCUGUGACAUCAUCAGAUCUUGUGUUCAGGACCAGGACAAGAUCAGUGACAUCAUCAAAUGAUGUGUUCAGUAACCGGAACAAGGGAAGCAUUAUCUUCAGACGAAGAACUUUUGUUCACGAUUUUAAUAUCUUGAACAAAAUUGAUGAAAGAUUACUUGCUUGAACAAAGCUGAAGAAAGAAACUUGAGUAAGAAUCAACAAUUUGGAGUUCGAUUAGUAGAUGGCUUAUCAGAAUCAGUGAUUUUAAGAUGGUAAAGAGUUGGUAACAAAAUUUAGGGAUGUGGUAUGAGAAUCAAUGAUUCGGAUAUAGAGAAAUGGAUGACAUCAGAAUCAGCGAUUUAAAGAUGGUAACAUGUUGGUAUCAAAAUUUGUGACUUGGAGAUAUGGUAUCAGAAUCAGCAACUGAUGAACUGAAAAAGAAAGGUAACAAAACCAACGAUAUGAAGAGAAAAAAGUGGGGGUAUCACAGGUGUUAUCAGGAUUUCUCACAUGAUCUAGCUGUUGGAGGAAGUCUUGAUCGAUGUGUUGAAGACUAAUAGGUCAUUCUGCCCAUGUAUAGCACUCCUCACCUGCUACAGAUAUUGCCAAACGUUAUUUUUUUUACUCAAUAUUAAUGAAAUCAUGUCAGUUGUGUAUUCAGUGAAUGAUGAGGCAUGUUUUCAGUCCUGAAUUUUUUUGGUCAUUGUUCUAUAUAUUGUGUAUUUAUAAAAUUGAAACCUCUGAUUACUUACAAUGAAUGACAUAAACUCCAUUAAGAAUGCCUAUUUCAUAUUUAAUAUGUUAGACACUUUUUUUUUCUCUAUGAUUUUCAUAUUGCAUUCAUAUGAAUAAAUGCACCGCCUCUUACACACAUGUACACAUAAAGUACACACUUGGGAGUACGUCCUUAAAUGACCUUAGUUGUUAAUAGGACAAAAUAAAACUGAAAUCAAUUUUAAAAAACCCACACAAGUGAAAAAAAUUAAUGCACACCAUUUUUCUUAUUAUAAAAAAUAAAAAUGAAAAAAUAAAAAUAAAUUGUGUUCUGCAAAUAUAAACUUUCCUACCAACCAAACAAACAAAUCUUGGUUUACUCAUUUACCCCUGAAAACACAUCUGAACUCUUCCAGUUCAAAGGUUUGAAUAGUUCAUUUUGAAAUUUCGGGGGUAAAUGAGUUAAUUUUACACCUGCACUUAUCCAAUACAAGAUUCUUUGUCUAGUGUAACGGUAGUGGAUUGUUUCUUUAUUUAUAUAUUUUCGUGUCAUUAUAUCCUUAUUUUCUGCGAAUUGAGAGACCCAGAGUAUCAUUAGUGUCUAAUACAUUUGCUAUCACAAUUGUCAUUGAAGCUUGUCAUUGUCUUCUUGUCUUUCUGUGAAAAAGUCAAAAUUUACAUUUAUACUAAGUAACAUAAAAACAGUGGAUUCUGUUAAGAUUUUGGUGUCGUAUUGUUAUGUUGUGAGUUGUGAUAUUUUUUUUUUUAUCUAUAGAAAAAUAGUAUUUCUUAGUUCUCAGUUUUCUUAGUCAAAUUAAUCUAUUGCCUCAUACAAGGUUAAUCAUAAUUAUGCCCCGUCAUUCUUCAUAUCCUUCAAAUGGUUGAGUUUAAACAAACCUUGUACAUGUUCAGCUGUAAACUAUUUAUGGCAGUUUCCCCUUUGUCAAUUUAUGGAGCCAGUUUAAUUAUUAACAAGUUUAAUUGUUCGUUUCUGAGUCAGUUAAACCUAAAGCCUUGUACAAGUUUAAUUAUUCGUUCGUUUCUGAGUCAGUUAAACCUUUAGCCUUGUACAAGUUUAAUUGUUCGUUCGUUUCCGAGUCAGUUUUAACCUAUAGCCUUGUACAAGUUUAAUUAUUUGUUUCGGAGUCAGUUUAACCUAUAGCCUUGUACAAGUUUAACUAUUUGUUUCCGAGUCAGUUUAACCUAUAGCCUUGUACAAGUUUAAUGGUUCAUUGCCAAGUCAGUUUAAACUAUAGCCUUGUACAAGGUUAAUGGUUCAUUGCCAAGUCAGUUUAACCUAUAGCCUUGUACAAGUUUAAUGGUUCAUUUCCAAGUCAGUUUAACCUAUGGCCUUGUACAAGUUUAAUCAUAGUUAUGUCCCAUUAUUCACCAUAUCCUCCGACUUGUUGAGUUUAAUUGUUCAUUCCUGUGUCAGUUUAACCUACCUUUGUACUUGUUCAACCGUAAAAUCUGUCCACCCCUUCAUAAAGUCCUCUGAGUUGUUCAGUAUAAUUGUACAUAACAUGAAAAACAAGAGAAUCAUGUUUCGUAGGCAGCUUAAUUGAAUCUUCUAAAAUACGUUCAUCACUUUAUCAUCAAGUCACCUGGUCAAACCAGACAUACAACACACUAUCUAGCAUAUAAACAUUGACGUAACAUCCUGAUAACUUUCAACAAGAAAUAUUAUCACGACAUGAUACCGUACUUAUCCAGUAAUAAGCCCAUGCUUGGUAAUUCCGUCUUUGCGUAUUGCAGAGUUAUCUUCUCUUGGGAGCAGGUAUUGAUU
Mizuhopecten yessoensis (Yesso scallop) is the source of this 4564-nucleotide messenger RNA. RefSeq names its product activin receptor type-1-like. Gene Ontology annotation, molecular function: transforming growth factor beta receptor activity, type I; ATP binding; SMAD binding. The record is from RefSeq and is a predicted model, not a curated record. Gene Ontology annotation, cellular component: BMP receptor complex; plasma membrane. The transcript has 8 exons. The coding region runs from base 36 to 1685 and encodes 549 amino acids. NCBI's taxonomy places the organism in Eukaryota, Metazoa, Mollusca, Bivalvia, Pectinida, Pectinidae. Gene Ontology annotation, biological process: BMP signaling pathway; protein phosphorylation; cellular response to growth factor stimulus.